Geodia barretti is the source of this 1191-nucleotide messenger RNA. The record is from the annotation of a GenBank genome assembly. NCBI's taxonomy places the organism in Eukaryota, Metazoa, Porifera, Demospongiae, Tetractinellida, Geodiidae.
AGCGUGUUAAGCGGAAAGCGGGUUGUACUGGGAGUCACAGGAAGCAUCGCCUGCUACAAGGCCCUCGACCUGGCCAGCAAGCUGACGCAGGCGGGGGCGCUCGUCGAUACGAUCAUGACCCACGGUGCGACGCAGUUCGUCACCCCACUUGCCUUUCGCAGCCUAACUCACCGGCCAGUGGUUACCGACGCCUUUGACUCCGGCUCUGAAUACGCUGUGGAGCACGUGGAACUGGCCAGGCAGGCAGAUGUCAUUGUUGUCGCCCCGGCAACGGUCCACACCAUCGCCAAGCUGGCGAUGGGAAUGGCCGAUGACCCACUCACAACAACUGUUGUGGCCUCCAAGGCUCCGCUGAUGAUGGCGCCUGCGAUGGAUGCCGAUAUGUUCGAGCAUCCGGCCACCCAGGAGAACCUGGAACGACUGCGGCAGCGCGGCGCGGUCAUCGCCGGGCCAGGACAGGGACGGCUGGCCUCCGGUCUAGUCGGCUGGGGGCGGCUGCUGGAAACGCCUGAGCUUCUGGGCUAUAUCGCCUAUACGCUGGGCCGUAACGGCGACCUCAAGGGCCGCACCAUUGUGGUGAGCGCGGGGGGCACCGCCGAGCCCAUCGACCCGGUGCGGGUGAUCACCAACCACUCUUCGGGCAAAAUGGGCUACGCCGUGGCCGAGGCUGCCCGCGACCGGGGCGCGAGGGUGGUGCUGGUGUCCGCCGCCAAGGGGUUGCCCAACCCGCCGCUGGUGGACGUGGUGCCUGUCAGCACGGCGCAGCAGAUGUGCGACGCGGUGCUCGCCCGUACCGAAGACGCCGACGCCCUGAUCAUGGCCGCCGCCGUUGCCGACUACCGGCCCCUCUCAGCCGCCGACCAGAAGAUCAAAAAGACCGACGACGAUCUGAGCAUCGCGCUAGCCAAGACCGUCGACAUCCUUGCAACGGCCCGGGGUGACUUCGUUCGCGUGGGAUUUGCCGCCGAGAGCGAAAACCUGGUCGAGAACGCCCGGGCCAAGGUGGCCUCCAAGUCCCUGGACCUGAUCGCCGCCAACGACAUCACCAGCGAGGGCAGCGGCUUCGGCACCGACACCAACCGAGUCACGCUCAUCGAUCGGGAUAUGAACAUCGACGAGCUGCCGCUGCUGACCAAGUACGAGGUCGGCAACCGGAUCCUGGACCGGGUCGUGCAGAUGUUCCGGGCAUAG